Lineus longissimus is the source of this 4037-nucleotide messenger RNA. RefSeq names its product CDK5 and ABL1 enzyme substrate 2-like. The transcript has 12 exons. Gene Ontology annotation, biological process: regulation of cell cycle. Bases 1 to 1800 code for a protein of 599 amino acids. NCBI's taxonomy places the organism in Eukaryota, Metazoa, Nemertea, Pilidiophora, Heteronemertea, Lineidae. The record is from RefSeq and is a predicted model, not a curated record.
AUGGCCUCCCUGACGGGCGCUCGCUCACAUCGCCGCAUUGCUGCUUUCAAUUUCUUGUCAAAUAUACCACUAGAUGUCAAUACCAAGGAGUCAAAAUUUAGUUUUCUUCAGAUAGCUGCUAACUCUAAUAAGAAUGUCAAACUGUCACGUACGGAUUCACCAGAUUCAGUGCCAGAAGAGAGCGAACCUCUCGGUGAGGUUGACCCAGAUUCUGAACACAGUGUACAUAAUGUACAUGAUAGUGUAGUGCAUAAGAGUGUACUUGGAGAGAACCAGGGACAGGUUGACAGUGCCAAUACAAAUCGGACUCCAAGGCCCACGUCUGUGGACGUGGGGCAAUUAAAACAUAGGGGUGCUGUUGUGAGGCAAACGUCUGAACAUGUGAUAGGAAAUACUCGGGCAUGUUUGUCAGAUUCGGAGCCUGGAAGUGGAAGAGAUGAUGUGCAUGAAAUCGAAGACGAUUUCAAUCUGGAUUUGCAGCCAUCCAUCCAACCCGUACAACCAAGUGGGGAAGUUUUUACUGAUGAUGAUAACAUUUACAGGCAUGGGUCAGUCAGUGGAGAACGUGAUAGAUUUUUAAAGCACAAGACGAAGAAACUGCAGUCUUCAUUUUCGGCAGAAAAUGCUGGCAUUUUCCCAACUGAUUUUGCUGAACGCAAGCGUCACAGAUCUAGUUCGGUGUCCACUGAUUCUGGUGAUUCUGUACCUUCCCGCCAACAUUCAGGUGUAUAUAAAGAGUUAAAGAUCCUGAGUGUGAAAUCUGAAAAACGCAUAAAAUGUGGCAGAAUGGUUGUAUUGUCAAGAGAAAAGGCCCCACUGGUCGUUUAUUCAAUAUUGCCAUCAACAAAACAUAAAAAGCAGUUGAGUAACAUUGUUGCGGCAGAUGCAACACUUCCUGGAGCGCGCCGGGUAUCUGGUAUAACGAGGCCGAUAUCAUCAAGCCAUGAAGGCAUGCUCUCAUUUGGCUUGGAUGCCAUGGAAUAUAUUGAGGAUGGACAGGACAUUUCCUACAGUCAGUUCCUAGUACCAUCACGUCAUAAACAACACCAUCGUCGCACUGCUACCCACGAUGGAGUAUCCGCUAAUAGCAGCUCAGAGAACAAUGCACUCGCUGCAGGCUUACCAGUGCAGCUAUUUCGCAGUGUCUCGUACGAUCCGAAUUUGGCACACAAAACAGGCCUCCAAACACCACACAAAACAGGCCUCCAAACUCCUCCUAUUCUGAUCAAAGACAAAGGUUUUGACUAUGAUAUGACAUCGGAGCUUGUGUACGACCCCAACAUGCUGGAUGACCCAGAGCUUAGCUCAGGAAAGCACAGGACGCUGCUUACGUUUACUUCAUACAUGACCUCAAUCAUCGACUACUGCAAGCCAUCUGACCUGAAGCAGGAGCUCAAUGAGAAGUUCAAAGAGAGGUUUCCUCACAUCAGCCUCACGUUGAGUAAACUGCGCAGCUUAAAACGGGAUUUGAAGAAAGUAGGACAUGUCAAGUGUUCAAUUGACCUGUGGACAGUCGCCCAGUCAUACACGACCUUCGAAAAGCUGAUUUUAAAGGGGUUGAUAAACAAGCAGAACAGAAAACUAUGUGCGGGUGCCAGCUUGUUGUUGAGUGCCAAACUGAAUGAUAUCAAGAAGAGCGAUUUAACAAAACUCAUCGAUGAAAUCGAAGACUCAUUCAAAGUUCAAAGAAAAGAACUGCUCGCAUUCGAGGUUGCCAUUCUCAUCGCAUUGGAAUUCACCCUACACAUCCCGGACUACGAGGUCUACCCGCACUACCAGAGACUCAUGUAUACAUCUUGAUACAACGCCAGGGUGGACAGGGAAAGAUAGCCACCCAAACCACUGCCAGUUGAACCAAGUCACUCAGCUCCGGGCCAGACGUGGAUCAAGGCAUCUUGGCAAUGUUUUCGAGCAGAAUCCAGCCUUCUUACACAGACAUUAUUAACCUGUUCUUGAAGAGCCAGUCACUUGUAGACUUUGACAAAUUGAGGGAAAAGUUUUCAAAACUGUUCAAAGAAUACUACAUAUUUAGAGAAUUAGGUAUAACAUUCUCAUUGCUUAUUUUGCUGUGCAAGACCAACCUGGUCCCAUCUUUGUCAUCCAUUACCUGCUGGAAAGCAGACGCCAAAAAUGUCAGGAUGAUUUGAACAGACGGGGAUCUCUAAAUGAUGUCUAUCAGGCGUCACGCAUAGCACAACAUUUUCUUCUCUCACACCCUUUAUAUCAAGAUUUCUCAAUUAUCAUACAUUCAUAUCAUUACCAUACUAUUGGACUUGAACUUCGUUCGACAUUGUUAUUUGCAUAAUUACAGGAGUUAUCGUAAGUGCUAUAUCAAGAGUUGAAAUUGUGUCUACUUUGUACCUUGAACCGGUACACGAUCAGUGUAAAUGUAUCUAUCAUAGCCAUUCAAGGUUUUUGUUUUGUGUUCCGAGUAGUUCUCAGAAACCUUAUUUCUCAAUAUCAUAUCAUGGGAAAGCAUAGUUAAAUGAUGGCAGCCUCUGCUCUCUGAUGAAGUAAGGGCUCAAGUAAGUCGGUCAUCCCUUCAAUCAAUAUGGGAUAUGAUUAUGAUAAAGGUAGACUGCUAAAAUGAUAGUUAAUUGCGAUGUUUUUUUAUUGUGUCAUAAUAAGUGUAUACUUGUUUCGUCUGACUUUCAGAUUUUGUAUGUAUGUAUAACUAUGUACAGCUUUUGUACUGCUUUCAUGUGACAAUUGGGCAUUGAUGAUGUAAUUAGCUAUCAUGUUGUGCAUUUAUGGCUUUUGUAAUGUUCUCCAGCAGAUCUCAGUGGUACAUUUUUAACCACCCCUCAAACAAGGUAUUUCCAUCGCUGCUAAGUACGAUCAUCACAGCAGCAUCUGUGUUGCAUAGUGAUCCAAAAAAUGGACAACAGCUAACAAACAAGCGAUACUUAAUGCACUCUCCUUGGAUUGGUUAAACAAAAAACUUAGAAUGUGGUAUUGUAUUUUCAUGUCAGCAAGAUUUAAUAAAGACAAGUCUUUAUUUUGGCUUGAUAUCAGCAGUACCACAUUUUUGUUGAGGAAGGGUUUCAAAAUGUCAUUUCUGAAUUGGGGAUCAUAGUUCUUGAGCCAUCAAAAUAGUUACUUAAUAAUUGAGUUGAUGGUUGUUUUGGUUUAAUUACCAGGUAAUUUGAUAUGGUGUAUUUGUUUCCAUGGUAGCAUGAUACCGUAAACCACCAUAUAUUCGUGUCUCUUUAUUUUUGCGAUUUGCAAAAAUUUCUAAACAUUAAAAAUCUUCACAAUUUUUAUCAAAUUUUAGCAGACUGCAAAAUUUCUUGGGAGUUUUCAAUUAAAACUUUUUUUGCAAUUUUCAUUUCCAAGAAGUGAUAUUAUUUGUGAAAUCAGCAAAAAUGAAAUGCCUGCGAAAAUUUGACAGUUUACAACCGUCCAGUAGUGUGUAGGCGCCGUGCUAUCAAGGUGUUGUACGUAAGUUAGUAAGAUUUGAAAAGAAUUGAGUAUACAAUUUAGAAGUGCCUGUUAGCUGCAUACCAGUACAUGUACAUUAGUUCAGGGUUAAUCUGUGGCUCUUAGGUACUUUGACAGUUUUGUGGAAUUGAAAUACAUAUAAACAUGUACAAAGUGUCCUGUGAGUCCAUCUGUGUAAAGGUGUUUUUAUUGAAAUUUAACUUUUUGAAACCUGUGAUAUAUCUAGUCACUUCAUAUUAAAAGCAACUACUUAAUGAUAACAAAUAGGAUUAAAGGAGUGGCCUUGCAUGCGUUUCUAUGUCGAUGACAGUUCUGAGAAACGCUGUAAAUCAUUAGUCCCAGCAUGGCGUUAUCUGGAUGGACUCCGCGAUUAAACUCUAGAAGCAGAAAGAUUAUAUAGUGUAUGUAUGAUGACAUCCAGGUGUAUAUCACUGGGCAGACUUCGGUUGAAGGGAUAGGCAACUUGAGGAUUGAAAGGGGUGAAUUAAAUCUGAUAGAUGCAUAUUGGCAAGCAAAGAUUAAUCUGUGGAGAUGUGAAUAUAUUGUAAAUAUCUUGUAAAUUGUCAAGUCUGUGAUGAAAAUAAAUCGUUCGGCAA